CGCUGACUGAUUAUCGUGCGAGGGAGAGAGAGAGAGACGAUGAGCCAUGACGACGUAGGGAUGAUGAUAUAGACCGGGACCGCAGGGCUCGCGAGAUGUAUGGGCGAGCUAGGAGAGUGGAUGAUUACUCUCGUAGCCCUCGCUAUGAGGCUGACGGGGGUAGAGGCGACUCUCGAGGCCGGUGGGAGUCGGAUCAGGGCCGGCGAGAUGGAUACAGGGACGACAAAUAUGAGAGAUCAGACCGAGAUGGAUAUAGGGACGACAUAUAUGAGAGAUCGGAUCGAGAUGGAUACAGAGGAGGCAGGUAUGAGAGAGCAGAUCGAAACGGAGACCGACGAGAUGACUCGCGCGGACGGUAUGACCGCGGGGGAUUCACUAGGGCGCAGCGUGACGAUUCGCAGGGAUGGUACGACCGAGGAGAUCGCUGCGAUGAGUCGCGCGGACGAUACGACCAUGGAGACCACCGGAAUGACUCACGGGGACGAUAUGAGCAAGGAGGAUCUGGAGGAGACCGCCGCAAUGAUUCGCACGGCCGGAACGAGAGAGGGGGAUUUGGCGCGUCAUCCGAUCCGCAUACAAAGUUCCCUGACCCCAGAGCAGCGAGAGGUUUGACCUCCAGGGGCGCAGACGACAGGCCACCCACUCCAAGGAACUCUUGCAUCUACUGUAGAGGAGAUGAUCAUAUCAAGAGAGACUGUCCGGAUCUCAAACGGACAAUAGAUGAGGGACUUGUCGUGCUUGAUGACCGCAAGUAUGCCAAGUGGGCUGAUGAUCUGGGAGACGUAUCAAUGUUCCCUUCGAUGAAGGGGAAUGUUGAAGCAAGGAGAGUAAAGCCGAGGAAAGGAAAGGAGCUGGUUAGGAGCCAGAGCAUCAAGAUAACUUUCGAAGGAGAUAUGGCAACCACACCCAUAAGGGUGACAGCUACCAAGUCAGCGAGAGGGUCUACGUCGAAGAAGACUGACACGGAUUACGUGAUGGCGGAGAAGGACGGACAACGGAUCGAUGGAGAGGAGGUGGCCCCUAAGGAGGAUGCUCCUACUGUAGCAAUAUCGGAGGUGACUGCCAGAGCAGAUCGCAUGGCAACAGUCCUUCUUGAUGGGAUGAAAGGUGUGCCUCCAGACAAGUUUUACAUACUUGGUAGUGGGACCGUGGAGGCGACCCUAAACGACGGAGCGGUACUAGAUGCUGUGAUCGAUAACGACAGUGAAGCUGUCAUUAUAGACGAGGAUCUGGCAGAGCAAGUUGAACUGAGACUCGAUAGUUCAUACUUAUUCGAGAUAGAGACGGCUGAUGGGAGAAAGCAACAAAUCACAGAAGUUUGUCACAAGGCAGCCAUAGAGGUCCAAGGGGUACGAGUGACCCUGCCAGUCUUUGCAGUGAAGAACUGCAGCUCUGACCUGCUCUUAGGACGGACGUGGUUGAGCCACGUGCAUGCGGUGACGAUUGAGCGACCGGACGGGAGCCAUACAUUGUCCAUUAAGAAGCUAGAUGGGACGCGGGUAAUGAUUGAGACGGUGGAGCCUCGAGACCCGAGGAACAGGGCAGCUCUCGCUGUAGGAGCAGGACCCAGUAACCGGAUUAAGUCAUUACCUAUCUCCGGCCGCGCGGUGCGAUUUCGCGAGAAGAAGUAUGGACCUCUGCUCACAGGAGAAGAAGGUCGGAUCGUAGAAGUGGAAGAUUUAGGGAGUCGCGUGAUAGUGGACGACAACUCGUAUCCAAAGGAGGCAGAUGAGGAAUUUGGCGGCAUGAUAUCUGUGUCUUUUUUAAGGGCACAGCCCCUUACGGGGGGCGACCAAAGAGACACAAGACAGUAGCUCAGAAGGUUAAGCCAGCGGCCGUA
Chara braunii is the source of this 1840-nucleotide messenger RNA. NCBI's taxonomy places the organism in Eukaryota, Viridiplantae, Streptophyta, Charophyceae, Charales, Characeae. The record is from the annotation of a GenBank genome assembly.